Messenger RNA from Osmerus eperlanus (European smelt), 2482 nucleotides. Its product is annotated as Krueppel-like factor 6. Lineage: Eukaryota; Metazoa; Chordata; Actinopteri; Osmeriformes; Osmeridae. Gene Ontology annotation, molecular function: RNA polymerase II cis-regulatory region sequence-specific DNA binding; DNA-binding transcription factor activity, RNA polymerase II-specific. Gene Ontology annotation, biological process: regulation of transcription by RNA polymerase II. The record is from RefSeq and is a predicted model, not a curated record. The transcript has 4 exons. Bases 245 to 1096 code for a protein of 283 amino acids.
UAAUUUUGAAGUGUACAGUGCGCUGUCGGACUUCCAGCGGGUUCACUACUUGCUGUCAGUGCAAGAAAGCUUUUGCGCUCACGGGAAAAACACUUGCGUUAUCUACUGGAAGGCGACUUUAAAAGUCAAGUUCUAUAACUAUAGAUGCUAAGAAUUGAAGACAGUAUUUUGUUUUUCAAAGCAAGAAGAACAAUUUACUAACUUGAUUUCAGGCUGUAUUUAUAGCUGCAUCUUUAGGAGUGAAAUGGAUGUAAUUCCUAUGUGCAGCAUCUUUCAGGAGCUUCAGAUUGUUCACGAUACCGGAUACUUUUCAGCUUUACCAUCCCUUGAAGAGUAUUGGCAGCAGACAUGCUUGGAGUUGGAGCGGUAUCUCCAGAGUGAACCCUAUGUCUCGGCAACAGACCUCAAGUUUGAUAACCAGGAGGACCUGUGGAGCAAGCUGAUCCUAGCCUGCGGUGAUAAGGCCCAGGCAGACCCAAAGAUCCCUCACGUCAAAGAGGAGGACAAUCAGGACAGCCCUCACCUCGAGGCCAGCAGCUUCCACUCUGACGCCAGCAGCGAAGCAUCGGACUGCUCCGAGGAGCUCUCGCCUACUCUCGACUUCUCCUCCAACCCUCUGAGUGAUAUUCUGGGUGAAGGAGAAGAUCUGAGCUCCACAGUUAUAAGUACUCCGCCAUCUUCUCCGGAGGCUGGCAAAGACAGCUCCAUGGCCCAGGUGUGGAGUGGGAUACAGACUGUGCUGCAUUCGCCUGGCAAAAUACGGACAGGGGGGAUUGGGCGCACGCUGGAAAAGGGAAGCUUGGCCAAUGGAGAGGCUUCUCCAGACGGGAGGAGGCGGGUGCACAGGUGUCACUUCAAUGGCUGCCGGAAGGUGUACACGAAAAGUUCCCAUCUCAAAGCACAUCAGCGCACACAUACAGGUGAGAAGCCUUACAGGUGUUCAUGGGUAGGCUGUGAGUGGCGUUUUGCACGGAGCGAUGAGCUAACCAGACAUUUCAGGAAGCACACAGGGGCAAAGCCAUUCAAAUGCAGUCACUGCGACAGGUGUUUCUCUCGUUCGGACCACUUGGCGCUUCACAUGAAGAGACACAUCUAAAAUGGCCACCACUCAACAGACAGAUGAUCCUGACCUGUGGGUGAUCGAGGCUGAAGACGCCCAGAGAGAAAGAGAGAGAAGAGCAGCACGCUUCUGCCAGAGGCAGGCCGAUAUCUGUACCACACUUAGUGCCUCAGAGACCUCACAGAGGAGAGUGCUUUGAAAGAUCAACACAUACUGGAAAAAUCACAGACGGAGGAGAGAAUGAUAACAUCAUCAGUUUUGAAGGGACGAGAAGAGAUGCUCUUUGAGGAGUACCAUUGGAUGCACGAGGGGCGUGUUACACCAAUGACAGUGCGUUUCUUUGUGUGUGAGGACUUUGAAUGCCUGGGAUUGGGUGUGUCCGUAUGGAAUGGAUGGGCUUGUGCUUGUGGGCUGAAUGACGUUGACAGGGUGAUAUAUUCAUCAUGGUUUUUAUUGUGUCAGUGUGGGAUGACUGCAAGCAAAGGUGUUGCUAAUGCUGUUGUGUGGACCAGUGAGUCUCGAGGUGGAGGAUUAGGGGGUUCAGCAGUGUUUUGAGGCUGUUUGUUUAAGAGGUAGUGCCCCCUAUCGACAGGAGGAGGAAACGCAACACUCUUAAAAGGAGGUUGUGGUGUUCGAUGCAGCUAUUAAAUGUGCAAUGUAUUAUGUAGCCUGUCUCAAAAGUACAUGCUAUGAAGCUCAUUUGUUGUCCAUUGUGUAAGCUCUGUAUCUUAAGGUUGUACACAACAAUAUCUCAAUUAUAACAGAAGUUGCAUGGGAUUCUAGGGCUUUGGUCACCUGUUUGCUUAUAGGAUGCCGAUUCCCUUAUAAAGAGCAGCUACAUCCAUUUUACUCCAUAUAACAGUAUUGUACAGAACAUGAGGCAGAUAUGUUUUUGUUUGAUUUCCUUAUAUAUGUUGGAGACACCACUUUCACUGUCCUGAUCAUGGAAUAGCUGUUCUCUAUUCCAUUUGAACUCAUUUGUGACACCCUAUUUGUAGGACAAGCCUAUAAAUGGUUUUCACAUGCUCAACUAACUACAACAAAUGUUCAACCCACUAUCAAGUAACCUUGACCUUUACCCUAACCUUAACCAGUUGCAUAUAGAAAAAGUGGCAGUUGGAAAUUGUUGACAGAUAAAGUAGCUUCAGAUUAUCCACAUGGCUAUCCAAAUAAAAUGUGGCCCCUUUUUGCUUUUUAAAAUUUCUUGUCCUCCUCUUUUAUAUCUGUAAAUGCACUGUUGACCUAAACGAUGCCUUAUGUUCGUGGCCUUGACCAGUUAAAUACAUCACUCACAGCGGGUUGAACAUGCAGUAGUGUGGGAUUGAAUAGCUUUAUUGAGGCUCUAAUUCAUAAUGGUCGCACCUUUGCCCUUGUCUAGCAAACGAUCUUAAGAUUCUUGAAUAAAAAUCAGCUCUAUAUUUA